Messenger RNA from Castor canadensis (American beaver), 5086 nucleotides. The record is from RefSeq and is a predicted model, not a curated record. Lineage: Eukaryota; Metazoa; Chordata; Mammalia; Rodentia; Castoridae.
ACCUGCGUUUCUGUUAUGCUGGGUUCGGGGGCGGGUGUUACAAUUGGAGACCAGUGUGUGACUUAAGUCACAGCAGAGCCGCAGGUGCCAGGGGACCUGAACUUUGUCCUGGGAUGCAGCUGAAAUCACAGAUGGAGGAGGGUUCCUCUCUGCCCUCAGUCACUUCCAGGAGAAGUCUCCAUGUUAGCUGUUGCUUCCUUAGGGCGUCGCCCCAGCCCCGCCAGGCUCCUCAUCCUUUGGGUUCUGGUGAGCAGCAGCCUCCAGCCAGGAGGCCACGGCUGCUAACCUUGCAUGCAUGUUCACAUUUGCUUAUUUGGUGGUACUGGGGUUUGAACUCAGCACCUCAUGCAUUCGAGCCAUGCCUGCAGCCCUUUUUCUUUUUCUUUCUUUGCUUUUUACAUUAUUUUUCAGAUGGGGUCUUGCAGUUUUUUCCCAGGCCAUCUUCACAUGGUGAUUCUUCUACGUGUGCCUCCUGCAUAGCUUGGGUCACAGGUGUGUACCACCAUGCCUGGUUUGCUGGUUGAGAUGGGGUCUUUUUUUCUUUUGCCUGGGUUGGCCUUGAAUGGUCAUCUUCUGGAUCUCUGACAUGUACCACCACGUCCAGCAAUUGCCAUGGACUUUAAAAAUGAGGGCCUGGUCUUUAGCCAUGGAUUAUAAUUUCCUUUGAAAACAUGCUUCAAACAUACUCCAUUAACAAAAAUGAGUGAGAAUGAAGGGGGUCCUGGAUGUAGCCUGGGUCAGGAAGGUUGUCCUCAGCAGGUGGGCUCGGGGCCUUCUCUUAGCAUUCUACCCUUUCUUGGGACCCUGGGAGCCCCGACUAGGGGUGGAACUGCUCCUCGAGCCAAGAAGGGGGCAGGGCAGGGAGCUGGUGACACCAGGGCAUCCCCAGUCCCCUCUGUCCCAGUAUCUUUUGUGUCUCCCUCGUUGCCUCUCCUUCGGACUCAUCGGUCAUCCCUCUUCUCUCUCCUUCUUUGUCACCCGUAAAUCUCUCUCUUCGAGGUCUCUAAUCUGUCUCCCCUGUUUCUCUCCUGACUGCAUCUCUGCUUCUGCCACAUGUCUUCCUCCCCAUCUCCAUCUGUCACCCAUGUGUGUCUUCCCAUCCCCGUAUCUCUGCCCCCAUCCCAUGUCUCUACCCACCUUGUCUCUGUCUCUCCUGCUUUGUCUCCCUCUCCCUGUCUUGUUUCCCCAUCUCUGUCUCCCCUGGCUGGCUCUCUGUCUCUGUCAGUGUCUGCCUUCUUCCGCCCCAGCCUCCUCACUUCCCCCUCCGCCCCCGCCGGUGCACACACUCACCAGUCCUUCCUCUGUCCUGCUUCCUCUGGCUGCCAGUGACAUCCUGCCUCACCCCGCCCCGCCCCGCCUCUCACCCACAGAGUCUGGGCCUGGACCAGGCACCUGCCGGCCUGGCAGAGGGUGGAACAGCCGUUUCCCAGGCCGGUGCCGGUGCUGGCAGCCAGGGGGCAGGAGCUGCCCCAAGGGCUGGAGCCCCGAGAUGAGCGCGCCCGGGGGAGAUGUGAGCCAGGCGGGCCUGCGGCUGACCCGUGCGCGGCCGUCGCGUGUCUGAAGCUCCCCGCGGCCGGCAUGCGGCUGUCGGUGCGCAGGGCGCUGCUGGCCGCCGGCUGCGCACUGACCCUGGUGCUGGUGGCGCAGCUGGCGCGGCAGGCGCUGGAGUGCAGGGCGGCGCAGCGCGGCCCGCGCCCGGCCAUGCGGCCCGAGCAGGAGGAGCUGGCCGUGCUGGGCGCCGACCGCGUGGAGUACCGCUACGGCAAGGCCAUGCCGCUGGUGUUCGUGGGCGGCGUGCCCCGCAGCGGCACCACGCUCAUGCGCGCCAUGCUGGACGCGCACCCCGAGGUGCGCUGCGGCGAGGAGACGCGCAUCAUCCCGCGCGUGCUGGCCAUGCGCCAGGCCUGGUCCAAGUCCGGGCGCGAGAAGCUGCGGCUGGACGAGGCGGGCGUGACGGACGAGGUGCUGGACGCCGCCAUGCAGGCCUUCAUCCUGGAGGUGAUCGCCAAGCACGGGGAGCCGGCGCGCGUGCUGUGCAACAAGGACCCCUUCACGCUCAAGUCCUCCGCGUACCUGGCGCGCCUCUUCCCCAACUCCAAGUUCCUGCUGAUGGUGCGGGACGGCCGCGCCUCUGUGCACUCCAUGAUCACGCGCAAGGUCACCAUCGCCGGCUUCGACCUGAGCAGCUACCGCGACUGCCUCACCAAAUGGAACCGCGCCAUCGAGGUGAUGUACGCGCAGUGCCUGGAGGUGGGCGCGCACAAGUGCCUGCCCGUGUACUACGAGCAGCUGGUGCUGCACCCGCGCCGCACCCUGCAACGCGUGCUGCGGUUCCUGGGCAUCGCCUGGAGCGACGCUGUGCUGCACCACGAGGACCUCAUCGGGAAGCCGGGCGGCGUCUCCCUGUCCAAGAUUGAGCGGUCCACCGACCAGGUCAUCAAGCCAGUGAACCUGGAAGCCCUCUCCAGGUGGACCGGCCACAUCCCUGGGGACGUGGUGAGGGACAUGGCUCAGAUUGCUCCCAUGCUGGCACGGCUCGGCUAUGACCCCUAUGCAAACCCACCCAACUAUGGCGACCCCGACCCCAUUGUCGUCAACAACACACACCGGGUGAGUGAGCGCACUGCGCACAGGGCCGGGCGGGAGUGGAAGCCCAGCUCCCCGGACGGACUUCAUUCUUGGGUUCUUGGUGUCUGGUGUGUUUCCCCCUGCAGAUGUGCUAAAUAUAGGGCUGCUCGUGUUUUCCUUUGUGCCUGGGCUGCAAGGAAGCUCACAGCUGCCUCUCCCUCCAUAGCAUCUAACAGUGUCCACGUGUACCCCACCUGCUCAUCUUUUUCUGCUCUUCCCUCCCCUUCCUCCGAGCGCUUGUCCACCUGUACAACCCCUGGGUUGGAGCCCCAGAGCCACUGGAAAAAAAAAAGAAAGAAAACCAAAAGCACAGCUCCUUUGUCCUGUGCUCGCGGGCUGUCGCUUGUCUGUGUGUCUGUGAUCAGCACCACCAGUCUCUUAUUUACGAGGUUAGAGCUGCUGAGCUGGCCUCUCAAGUGUCCCUCCCCGAGGCCGAGAGGUAAGGACUUGCGGUCCUGUCCACACGCUGCCACACUGCCGGCAUCACCUCUGCUUCUUUGGGUGCUGAGGUCAUUCUGACCCACUGAGGGCACAGGGGUUACAAUCGGAUGGUGGCCGUGAUAGGAGAUGCAGCUGGCGGUCACUGUCCCUCACCGUAGCUGCUGCUGGGUCCAGGAGCAGGGCACUUCUCACUGGUUUGAGGGUCCCCACGUGGCCUGUCCUCCAGGAGCGUGUAAGCACGCCGUGACACACGCCGCCCCCCACACGCCGAGGUGUCCAGCAAGGCACAACCUGCAGUGUGGCUGGGCCUAUGAAGCCCAUGAGGCGCAGAAACCUGCAGUCAUCGUUUUGGUUUGGCCCAGCUGUUCUCAGUCCCAGCUGCUUUUAGAAACUCUAGUCUGGCCUGGUCAGUGCAAAGCUCUGAGUUCAAAUCCCAUGCUCCCCCCCAAAAAAACCCAAAGUCAGCAUUACUUGUGGAGGAUCACUAAAGGGGAAGUCAUUCUUCCCCCGCUCUGCCUUACGUUUUCACUGGCCCUUGAGGAGAGAGGCUCCCUGCAGCCCAGGGUGGCCUCGAACUCACCCCCUCCUGCCUCAGGCUCCUGAGUGCUGGGAUUACAGGCGUGCACCACCAUGCUUGGCUUUUAAAGUGUUUUUCUUGAGACACAGUCUCGCUGUGUUGCACAGGCUGGCCUCAAACUCCUGAGCUCAAGCAGUCCUCACACCUAGCUUCCCAAGUAGCUCGGACUGCAGGCAUGUGCCACCAUACCAGCCAGCGCUAACAGGUGUUUGGUGCCUCUUCAACACUCACUAGUCUCUUUUAACAGUUCAUUAACGCUGCCCUCAUAAUUGCAGUGUUUGCCCCUCUCAGGGCUCACAAGUUCCUCUCCCCCAGAUGUCUGUUUACAAACAGAUUUUGCAAAGUCUGUUUACUGAGACACUCAGGGUGGCAGACACAUCGGCCUGCAUUCAACCCAGUGUGGUUUACCUUUAUUUUUACUAUAAAUAUUUAUUACUCAUAAUUUUUAUUUUACUUAUCAAUGUUAUUCUUUUAACUCUACUGACGUGUUUUGUGUACUUUGCACGCAAACGUGUGUUCACUUAACCAUAAAAAAUAGUCAGAACAUCUCACGAUCCUCUCCUGUGUCCAUUUCAAACAAACGAAACACGCAAGUAAAAAGAAAAUCAUGUACCAUUUUCUCCAAAUAACAACAACAACAGACUGAGUUAAAAACAGUGUAACGAUGACGCUGAAACCCAGCCCCAGUGCCUCUGAGAAGUGGUGGCCGUGGCGGGGGAGGCCGAGGCCAGGACUGGCCCUGUCAGGGUCUCUCAGGAAGGGCGGCCCUGGCUCGCCCCAGACCAUGGGUUAGAAGCUCCUAGAAGAACUUUAAAGUGUGCUGAUUUAAGGUCGAGUCUUUGCAGCUUUUCUGUUUGUUUAAAAUUGAAGAUUUUCCCAGCAAUCUCCUUGGGUCCCCCAGUCUUGUGAGUACUGGACCCAGUGUGAAUCGUCCUCGUGGUUCCGAGGUUACUGCCGAGUUCAGUCCCCUCGUGAAAAGCCGUGUGUGAGGGUCUGAAUGUCUGCGCCCUGCAGAUGAGGGUGUCCACGAUGGGUCCUGGCUGCCACAGGUUCAGUGCCGAGGCGCUGGACUGAAGAGAUGGCAUGGGGCUGGGGCCUUCCUCACCAAGAUGGUGCAGACGCACAGGAUAUUCGAGUUCCAGCCCCAGGGUCUUUGUCCUCACGCUGUCCUCUGCCUGGCUGCUUUCCCUGUCAUUCAGGGCUCAGUUCAAGGGCCACCUGUUCCAAGAUGCCCCUCUGACCACCACUGACAGAGACCCCCCCCACCCCCAUCACUCCUAACCACCCUUGAUUCUCAUUCUUCAUGGAGCUUCCGUGGCUUUAGAGUCCUUGUCCGUCUGUCUGUCUGUGUUCCUUGUUCCCCUCUGCCACGGAAGCUCCUGGAGAAGAAGUAUUUCAAUGUCACUGUCGUCCCCAGGACUUGGAAUAUAGGAGCUCAAU